UGGGUUUUUUAGUUACUCUCCACUAUUUCUUGACUCAAAGACGUUUUAUGUACAUUUUCCUGGAUGCUAAUGUCAGGGGGACUGCACGCUGAAACCUAAUUAAAUCUAUUGAAAAAGCACUAAUGGAAAUGGAGAAGUUUGCAAUGCUGGAAAGAAGAAAUGCUAAUUCCAGAUUAGAGGGUGCUUGAGACAGAUUGAAGAGUUAAGGUCUGGGAACCACUCUGGUCGAGAAAGUACUCGAGCAAAGAAGCAUAUGAGUGCAAAGCGAGAGGAUGGUCAUUUUCUCAGUAAUGAUCUCAAGAUGCAGAAACCAACAUCUGAAAUCUCUGAAGAGAGCAAUGGUGUGAUGACAAAAGACAUUAUGCUUGAUCAGGUAUCUGAUUGUUCAUCAAAUGGGUUAAGCAAGAGACACAAUUGGGAGAUUGAUGAUCAAAUGCUUGAGUUGUGGGAAACUGCCAAUUGCAAUGGCAGCAUAGACCUGAAAGUUGGAAAGGCUCGGAAGGGAGUUACCAUGCCAACCGAUCACCGUAACAUUGAACUGGUUAAGCAACGUAAGGGAAAAAAUCUCCCCACUGAAUCUCGGGUAAAGGAGCUGGGUGUGGACAAAUUAGAGAUCCCAAAGAGAUAUGCAGAGCCAGACCAGGAAGGAAGCAGGAGGAAGAUUCUAGAAAGGCUAGAUUCUGAUGCACAAAAGUUGACAAACCUUCAAAUCACCGUGCAGGACUUGAAGAGGACGGUGGCUAUUACUGAGAAGGCCAAAAAGGGGAAGGGACUUGAACUUGAUACUGUUAAAGGGCAGCUGGAAGAAGCUGAGGAAGACAUCAUGAAGCUGUUUGACAUAAAUCGCAAAUUGGUGUCUCAUGUUGAAGAUGGUUCCUUGUCCCUUGAUGGGAAAUCCACAAUAGAGUCAGAUGGGAACAGAAGUCUCAGGAGGCGGACAAUAUCAGAACAGGCACGGAGAGUGUCUGAAAAGAUUGGGCGAUUGCAGUUGGAGGUGCAGAAGUUACAGUUUCUCUUAUUGAAACUCGAUGAUGAAAAAGAAAGCAGGGGAAGAACCAGAAUUACAGAUCGAAAAACAAGAGUUCUCUUGAGAGACUAUCUCUAUGGUGGGAGAAGAACCAUCCAGAAGAAAAAGAAAACACCUUUUUGUUCAUGCGUGCAACCCCCAACAAGAGGAGACUGAGGCAAUUACAUUUGGCAUGCAUCAUCAGUCAACAUUGUUUUCAAAUGUAAGGAGACAUUAGUUGUAUUGUCCAUAAAUUUUCUUAGACAGAAUUUGGCCGUUGGUUUAGAGGCUCUCUUGUACAUUUCAGGCUCUAUCUAUCAAAAGAAGCUGCUCUAUUGUGGCCGCCUUUGCUUAAAUCUGGGUUUUAUUCUAUUUACUUUUUUUCAUUUCUACAUCACUAUACAAUCUGAUGAAUUGCCUCUGAAGCUACUAAGUUUUCACAUUUUUAAUGGAGCUCUUCUACAGCAAAAGGAAGAAAUCACCAUGAAAAAUAAGCUGUUAACACUUUU
This is a messenger RNA of Rubroshorea leprosula, 1515 nucleotides long. Lineage: Eukaryota; Viridiplantae; Streptophyta; Magnoliopsida; Malvales; Dipterocarpaceae. The record is from the annotation of a GenBank genome assembly.